Molecule: messenger RNA, 3274 nt
Organism: Clarias gariepinus (North African catfish)
Lineage: Eukaryota; Metazoa; Chordata; Actinopteri; Siluriformes; Clariidae
Gene: slc6a15
Product: solute carrier family 6 member 15
Exons: 12
Coding region: 324-2555 (743 amino acids)
Biological process (GO): L-leucine transport; sodium ion transmembrane transport
Cellular component (GO): plasma membrane
Molecular function (GO): proline:sodium symporter activity
Source: RefSeq, a predicted model, not a curated record
CGAGACUCAGACCGGCAGCAGCAGCAGCAGUUCCAUCUGAAUCCUACAGGGGAGAGGCAGUAUAAGGUGCGCGCCGAGCAUCAUAAUUUACCGCUCAAUAUUUACUGUAUAUAGGACAACGAGAACAUUCUUGACCAUUUCUUGAUCCAGAAAAAGCCCUGUCAAGUAACAAUGAGGCCAUAAAUAUCACCUCACUCCACAAGAUCUCAAUAAUAUUUCAUUUGAAGCACAUUAAAGAGAUUUAAGGUUGUUCAGGCACGCUCCUUGUCCUCAUCUAAAAAAAAAGAAGACAUUUCACCCCUUAGGAACGAUUGACUUAUCAAAUGCCCAGAAACAGCAGAUCCGUCAAGAGAGAGCUUGACGAUGAUGUCACUGAGUCUGCUAAAGAUCUUCUUUCCAACGAGGAUGCAUGUGACGAGCCAUUUCAGGAGAGCGCAGUGAGCGUGCUAAAGGCAGCCGGCUGUGAGGAGCGCCAUGUGGAGGAAGGUUCUGAUGAUCCCGAAGAGGAGGAAGACGAAGUCGAGGAGAGGCCUGCAUGGAGCAGCAAGCUCCAGUACAUCCUCGCGCAGGUGGGCUUCUCAGUGGGCCUUGGCAACGUCUGGAGAUUCCCAUAUAUGUGCCAGAAAAAUGGAGGUGGAGCCUACCUGGUGCCCUACCUCAUCCUGCUUGUGGUGAUUGGGAUCCCGCUGUUCUUCUUAGAGCUGGCUGUGGGGCAGCGCAUCCGUCGCGGCAGCAUCGGUGUCUGGAACUACAUCAGCCCUCGACUGGGUGGCAUCGGCUUUGCCAGCUGUGUGGUGUGCUAUUUUGUGGCCCUUUAUUACAAUGUCAUCAUCGGGUGGAGCCUGUUUUACUUCUCGCAGUCCUUUCAAUCACCUUUGCCCUGGCACGAGUGUCCACUGGUCAAAAACAAGACCACCGCCUAUGUGGUACCUGAGUGUGAGAAAAGCUCGGCCACUACUUACUACUGGUACCGUGAGGCUCUGGAUAUAUCUGACUCCAUCAAUGAGAGCGGAGGACUUAACUGGAAGAUGACAUUGUGCCUGCUGGCUGCGUGGUCCAUGGUGUGUCUGGCCAUGAUCAAAGGCAUUCAGUCUUCAGGGAAGGUGAUGUACUUCAGCUCCCUCUUCCCCUAUGUGGUGCUGAUUUGUUUCCUGGUGAGAGCCCUGCUACUGAAAGGUUCUGUGCUCGGCAUCAUCCACAUGUUCACGCCUAAGUUGGAAAUCAUGCUGGAGCCUCAAGUGUGGCGAGAAGCUGCUACACAGGUGUUCUUCGCUCUCGGCCUGGGUUUCGGUGGCGUCAUUGCCUUCUCCAGUUACAACAAGCGCAACAACAACUGCCACUUUGAUGCCGUUCUCGUCUCCUUCAUCAACUUCUUCACGUCUGUGCUGGCCACACUGGUGGUGUUCGCAGUGCUCGGCUUUAAAGCUAGCAUCAUGAAUAACAAGUGUGUUGAAAUAAACACUAAAAAGAUUGUCGGAUACCUGGGCAACGAGUUAAGUGCUAACUUAAUACCGCAUCACAUCAACUUAAGUUACGUGAGCGCCGAAGACUACCAGCAGAUGACCAGCAUCAUCCGUGGCAUCCUGGAGGACGAUUACCCUCGCCUGGGCCUGGACAACUGUGAUAUCAAUGAGGAGCUCAACAAGGCGGUGCAGGGCACAGGUCUCGCCUUCAUUGCCUUCACCGAAGCCAUGACCCACUUUCCUGCUUCUCCCUUCUGGUCAGUCAUGUUCUUCCUCAUGUUGGUGAACCUGGGGUUGGGCAGCAUGUUUGGCACAAUCGAGGGGAUCAUCACACCACUGGUGGACACUUUUAAAGUGCGAAAGGAAUACCUGACAGUCGGCUGCUGUUUGCUGGCGUUCUGUUUUGGUUUAAUCUUUGUCCAGCGAUCAGGCAACUACUUUGUGUCCAUGUUUGAUGACUACUCUGCCACGCUGCCCCUGCUCAUCGUAGUCUUCCUGGAGAACAUGGCUGUAGCCUGGGUCUAUGGCACUGAAAAGUUUUUUGAGGAUCUGAAGGACAUGUUGGGCUUCACUCCAUUCCGUUUUUAUUACUAUAUGUGGAAGUAUGUUACUCCUCUGCUGCUCCUUGCCCUGCUGAUUGCUAGUGCCAUCCAGCUGGGUAUGAGCCCUCCUACCUACAGAGCCUGGAUCCAGGAGCUGGCUCAGGACCAAGCCCUCAGCUAUCCUCCAUGGGGCCUGGCUGUCUGCAUCACAUUAGUGAUUGCUGCGUUUUUGCCUGUCCCUGUGGUGUUGGUGUUGAGAUGUUGCAACUUAAUUGACAGGAAGGACAACAGUGCAUCAUCAUCCACCUCUUACAAAAAGGGACGGAUCAUUAAAGAGAGUGUUCACAGAACAAGGCAAGAGGACGACGGAGAUGACGCCAGUCUCCUUAAAGGAAAAGCACCAAGCGAGGCUCCUUCACCAAUGUCACCUAGUAAUACAUACCGUAAACAGAGCAACACAACAGGUCAGGCAGAGACCGCCGCCAAUGGCCACUUCAGCAUCGGGUAUCUCAUGGCUGACAUGCCAGAUAUGCCAGAGUCUGAUUUAUGAAGACUCAAGGUUAAGGCUUACAUGAAUAAAUGUUUAAUUGCCAUUUUAAAGCAUCUGCACAUCACUAACAUUUCAUCUUCUGCUACACCUUUUAAUUUAAUUCCACUACCCAUCUUUAAUUUUGUCAUUUAAAAAAAAAAAAAAAGGAAUUUCAUCUAUAGAAAUAAUAGACAUACACAGAGCCCUCCACACUGCACUCCAUUUCUUUUCCUGUCUCCUCUCUGAUCACAUGAGAUAACCUCUGGGUUUUAUUCUGUAAAUACUUUGAUGCCUGAAGUAAGGACAGUAACUGUCCAUCACAAGAUUAGAAACAGCUUAGCAGCUUCAGAAGCACUUAGAAUGUACUAUAAGCUUAAAAUGUGAAAUAAAACAUGCAAUAUUAAAUUUAUUUGGUAAAAUUGUUAUAAUGUCCACCAUAUGAACGACAAACCUAAAAUGUUUGUUCAAAUAAUGUGUGCCUAAUAAUUUGUUUAUAAAUUGCGGCUGUUGUAAAUUUAAAGUUAUCUGUAAAUAAAUAAUAUUUAUCUCAUCAUAGUUUGGAUAUCAAAACCUGUUUUUGGUAAAAAUGCCCAAAACCCUAAACGUUAUCUCAAUGUUCAUGUAAUGUCAUUAUAUGGCUAUUUGAUUAAAUAACCAUAGAGUGACUGUAAAUAGUAUUUCCUUUACAAAGCUUUGACCAUUUUUUCCAACAUUACAAUAAAAAUAAGAAAACAUCAAAA